This is a messenger RNA of Nerophis lumbriciformis (worm pipefish), 5265 nucleotides long. It is a transcript of the gene rcan3, whose product is annotated as regulator of calcineurin 3. Lineage: Eukaryota; Metazoa; Chordata; Actinopteri; Syngnathiformes; Syngnathidae. Gene Ontology annotation, cellular component: nucleus; cytoplasm. Gene Ontology annotation, molecular function: calcium-dependent protein serine/threonine phosphatase regulator activity; nucleic acid binding. Gene Ontology annotation, biological process: calcium-mediated signaling. The record is from RefSeq and is a predicted model, not a curated record.
CCGCAGUAAUCCCAUAAUAACAAACGCCGCUUCUGACAGCAAACUCUUGAUAUUGAAGACAGCUAAACGGAGUGAUUUUGUCCGUUUGUUGACUCCUCGAGUCCUUCUUGUGGUCCCUUUGCGAUGGUUAAUCGUCACAAACGGUAGUCAGUGGCAUCUUUUCCUUGAUUUUGGUCCCCACCCACCCAUCAGCAGCUGUCUCAAAAAGGCUCGCCAUGCUGCGAGAGAGCUCCAAGGCGUGGAGCAACGGCUCCGAGGCCUACAGCAGCGACCCGGAGGAGGACGAAGAGGAAGAGGAGGACAUGGUGUUUGGGGACAAUGACCCGGAUGGCGUGGCGGACGAGAUGAUGGACCUGAGCGACCUCCCCACGUCGCUCUUUGCAUGUGGCGUCCACGAGGCUGCGUUUGACGAGCAAGUGGACCGGGAGAGAUUCGAGGCGUUGUUUCGAAUCUACGACGACCAGGCCACCUUCCAGAUGUUCAAAAGCUUCCGAAGAGUCCGAAUCAACUUCAACACACCGGAGGCCGCCGCCCGCGCCCGCAUUGAACUCCACGAGUCCGAGUUUAACGGCAGGAAGCUCAAACUCUACUUUGCCCAGGUCCAGAACGGCACCGAGGACAUCGACAAGUCGUACCUGGCGCCUCCCCAGCCCGUCAAACAGUUUCUGAUCUCGCCGCCCGCCUCGCCGCCCGUGGGCUGGAGUCAGAGUGAGGACGCCACGCCGGUCAUCAACUACGACCUGCUGUGUGCGGUCGCCAAGCUGGGACCAGGCGAGAAGUAUGAGCUCCACGCCGGCACAGAGUCCACUCCCAGCGUGGUGGUCCACGUGUGCGAGAGCGAGACGGAGGACGAGGAGGCGGGGCGGCCGAAGCAGGAAAUCGUGCAGACCAGACGCCCGGACGGUCCCCCGAAGGUCUUCAACUAGAGACGCGCCCCUCGACACACACACACAGUGGCCCACGCUCGUUUUGGCCACCUCUAUGACCUGCAACACAUCUCUCUUACUCUCUCUCUCUCUUUCUCUCUCUCUCUCUCUCUCUCUCUUGUCUUGCACUCACAGAGAGCGACGCCCCUCAUUUCAGCCUAAAAAAAACAACAAUCAUUGAUCCAGAUGAGGCGUUUUUUGCCGAAUGAGGUGGCUUGGAUGGGAAUGAUGAGAUUCUAACACACACACAUACACACACACACACACACACACACACGCAAACACACACACAUGGUCUUCACAUUCCUGUGGGCGGCGGGUGUUGGAGUGACUGUGCCCCCCCUUUACUGACCCGCCAAAGUCCUUGGUUUGCAGCAACAAGGGCGAGGGUCACCAACAGGGGGCGCCAUGGUGUUCACAUGUACGCUCGCUAGUGCUAGCUCGCUAACCGGUUAGCUCACACCUCAAUGCGAAUGGUGUUUUAUGCACAAUGUGUGUUUUUUUUUUUUUUUCACUCAUGUUCAUAUCAGGUCUUGUUUGCAUGUAUAUACAGUACACACACACACACACACACACACACUACUGCGUGAUACACUACUAACGGAAUAUACCCACACUGCACGGAGCGCCAUAUGUGACUAACAAGUUUCACUUUUCUCCUUUUUUUUUCCUUUUUUUGCUUAACUACUAGAUGUGUGUUCUUAUUGUGUAUUUGAUACACUUUUUGCAUGCUUAAUUCUGAGCUGAGGUUGUUUUUUUUGUUUUGUUUUUUUGUUUUGGGAAAUGCAUGAUGCUGACUCGUCAAAAAGCACAUUUACGGCUGAGGAGUUGUUUUCUUCCCGCUCCCCUAUAAUUUGAAUGUUACGACACCUCCAGUGCUGUAGCUCAGCUUUUGUUCUGACGGCUGCUCUUUUCUUUUUUUCUUUCUUUUUUUUUUUAUUGUUCUUUGACGUCUAGCUUGUAAAUAUAACGCUCGUCUUUAUGUCCGUUUGUGUCCUCGCUGUAGGAAAAGGGAGACUUUAAAGAUGCCUGAUGAGAUGUCAACCGAACAUUCUCACGUAUUUCCAUAAACUGGAGGAUACCACUUUGACCCUUGUCACCUUUCCGUUUAUUUAAGACGCUAAAACCAAUCCGCGUUGGUCAAAAUAGGCUAAAGAAAUAUCUAUUAGUAUUGCUGUGUUCAUACCAUUCAACAUUACUUUGUAUUGUUUUCAUGGGAGCCAAAAUGGCUGCCGCUUGAGAGAGCUCUUCAAUGGACGCUUUUCAAGGUAACAUCACAUCACUCUGUUCCAUGUACUUGUUUAUGUAAUACAACACGUUAAAAAAAAUCACUAACCAAAAGUAAAGUGAGAGUAAUCAUCUGUUAGUAGCUGAGGUAGUAAAACAUGCUAGUAUGCUAACAAAAGAGAAAGGCAAACGCACUAGUUAGCCUGCUUGCUAACCAAGCUAAAAACCAACAAUACUGCUACUACUACUAAUAUUAAUAAUAAUAACAAUAAUAAUAGAGCUAAUAUUUCUUUCUUUGGGUGAGGUUUAUUGUUCACACACUUAACAAAAAGAGAUUGAUGCUACUCUGAAUAAGAAGUUUUCAAAUUUGUACCACUUGUCCGUAAUAGGUGUAGCCUAACAUGCUAAAGCGAACAAAGCUAUAAGGUUGCUUCAUAGUUGCUGUAUUCAAAGUGGCCGUUUUGCGGGAUUAUGGAGGAAAUACAGUGAAUUUAGUUUAAAUGACUGAACGUUCUGAGUUACUACUGUUGGACUUGUACAAUAGUGGUAAUGGAACUCAACUAACAGCCAAAUUCAACGUAUUUUUGCGUUAUUUCAUCGUAAAACACAAUCAGUAGCUAUUGCGCACCACACAUUUAACGUCUACUUAAUACAAUUUGGAACAUUCUUGUCACCAGGACCUGAGAAACUAUUGUUUCACAGGUUGACAAUGAGUCAAGUUUUACUGAAUCAGGAGUACUUGACAAAGAAUCAAGUUGCACUGGCUCACAGGUUGAGAAAGAAUCAAGUUUAUAUGACUCAUACAUUGACAAAGGCUCAAGUUUCACCGACUUGCGGCCUUACAAAGAUCGGAGUGUUACUGACUCACAAUUACUAGACAAAGACUCGAGUUUCACUGACUCACAGGUUGACAAAGACUCAAGAUUCACUGACUCAUGGAUUGACAAAGACUUAAGUUUUAGUGAUUUACAAAUUGACAAUCAAAUUUCAUUGACUCACGGAUUUACAAAGACUCAAGUUUGAGUACCGAUCGACAAAGACUAAAGUUUCACUGACUCGCAAGUUGACAAUGACUCAAGAUUCACUGACUCACAGGUUGACAAAGACUCAAGAUUCACUGACUCACAGGUUGACAAAGACUCAAGAUUCACUGACUCAUGGACUGACAAAUAAUUAAGUUUUAGUGAUUUACAAACUGACAAUCAAAUUUCAUUGACUCACGGAUUUACAAAGACUCAAGUUUGAGUACCGAUCGACAAAGACUCAAGUUUCACUGACUCACAAGUUGACAAAGACUGGAAUUUCACUGACUCACAGGUUGACAAAGACUCAAGAUUCACUGACUCAUGGAUUGACAAAUAAUUAAGUUUUAGUGAUUUACAAAUUGACAAUCAAAUUUCAUUGACUCACGGAUUUACAACGACUCAAGUUUGAGUACCGAUCGACAAAGACUCAAGUUUCACUGGCUCGCAAGUUGACAAAGACUGGAAUUUCACUGACUCACAGGUUGACAAACACUCAAGAUUCACUGACUCAUGGAUUGACAAAUAAUUAAGUUUUAGUGAUUUACAAAUUGACAAUCAAAUUUCAUUGACUCACGGAUUUACAAAGACUCAAGUUUUAGUACCGAUUGACAGAGACUCAAGGUUCACUGACUCAUGGGUUGACAAGGACUGGAAUUUCACCGAUUGACAAAGACUGACAAGGACUGGAAUUUCACCGAUUGACAAAGACUCAAGUUUCACUAAGUCAUUGUGACUUGACACAGACUCAAGUUUCACUGACUCACGGGUUGACAAAGACUCGAGUUCCAGUGACUCAUGCAUUGAUAAAGACUUCAGUUUCACUGACUCACGGAUUGACAAAGACUCGAGUGUCACUGAGUCACGGGUUGACAAAGACUUGAGUUUCACUGAACCAUAGGUUGACAAUGACUGGAGUUCCAGUGACUCAUGGAUUGAUAAAGACUUUAGUUUCACUGACUCACAGAUUGACAAAGACUUGUUUCACUGAACCAGGGGUUGAUAAAGACUCGACUGUCACUAACUCACGAGCACUCAAAGACUCAAGUUUCACUGACUUCAACUUUCCCACCAAUGCUUGGGAAGAAGUUGUUUUGCGCCACCUGUUUGUUUGCAUGUAAACAAAAAAGUCUUAUAUUUGGGUCAAAACAGUACAACCAUCUAAAGUCAAAUAUGAUUAAUCUCACUUUUUAUUUGCGUUAUUAUCCAUUAGUUUCUGUUAAAUGGCAUUACAUAGGCCAAUUAAUGCCUGCUGAGAGAGUUUUGCGUGGUCCCAAGAACUAUGAAAAAUAGCUCUGAAGCAUUUAAAGGUGGUAAAACUAUGUAUGUGAUUGCUGUCACUUUUUUUUCUUUUACAAUGGCAAAGGACAAUGGCCCGUGAUAGAACAAACGUUGCAUAAAAGGGUCAUUAAUAAACACAAGAUGCAUGUGAGCACUUUAACUAUCAGUGUUUUGUGGUGGUCUCCUGUUUAUUUGUUGUCUUGUGUCCGUCUGAUGUCCCGUUUCCCCCCCGCCCCAGCCUCGAUUUUGUUGGUUUUUGCGUAACAAAAUCGUCAUUGCUUUUUAUCAUGGUCUCAUCGUCAUGAGCGAAGUCGGAUCGCCGUUUGUAUCGGCGCCACAUUCAACUUGAACAGUACAUGAAAACAAAACAGGAAGUGGGUUGGCGGGAACUCCCUUCAGGGCCGGCGUGGUGACUUUUUGUAUAUUUUUGUACAUAAUAUGCCAAGUUUUUAUGUUGCUGAGGCUCGGUCCCAGUAGUGUGUGGCUUCUCUUGUUGUCAUGGAGACAAGUCAUUUCUGCGCCUACUAAAACAAACAAACAAACAAAAAAAAAAAGAUGCUGUUUGUCAUUUUUGGUUUCAUAUUUUCUUUGUGACUACUAUGUCUUGUAUUGUAGGAAAUGCAGAAAACAAGAGUAGCAAAACAAGCAAUAAUUUACAGUUCUAUGAUACCGGUAUGUGUAAUGUCAUGUUCUGUACAUCUUUCUCAGAGAUCUCUGUCUCUAUCUUACAGUAUCUGCUUCUAUUUGUGUAGUAUGAUAGUCCUUUGUUUCACAAAAAAACCGACAUAAAGACUUAUUCUUAAAAGACA